Neltuma alba is the source of this 2220-nucleotide messenger RNA. RefSeq lists its product as uncharacterized. Gene Ontology annotation, cellular component: ribosome. The record is from RefSeq and is a predicted model, not a curated record. The transcript is spliced from 10 exons. Gene Ontology annotation, molecular function: UDP-N-acetylglucosamine diphosphorylase activity; ribosome binding. Bases 81 to 2093 code for a protein of 670 amino acids. Gene Ontology annotation, biological process: UDP-N-acetylglucosamine biosynthetic process; rRNA processing. NCBI's taxonomy places the organism in Eukaryota, Viridiplantae, Streptophyta, Magnoliopsida, Fabales, Fabaceae.
UUUUGUCGUUCUAAUUGUCCUUCGUCUUUGGAUAAUUGGAUUUGGGAUGGCCAGCUGACGGUGACAAUACCGAGCAAAGGAUGAUGCAGAGAACUUCGCUCCUCUGUUCUUCCAGUGCGUUCUCUUCCUUGGCCAGCCCUCCUUCAACUUCUCAUCGACAAGUUCUUCCAUUUCAGCUACCUCCUUCCUGUGUUCUUGGCGUCUCCAAAUGCAUCCAAUUCCCUUUCAAUCCGCCUGCAACUUCAACAAGACUACUUACUUUCCCAGCUUUGCACACCACUGCUAUUGACGAGAUUGUUGAAACGAGCGAUACUAGAUCAGGAUUUGUAGACAUUGGAUACAUCUCCAGUGUUCAUGGUCUUCAAGGGGAAAUUCGUGUGAAACCGAACACUGAUUUUCCUGAACUACGGUUUUCAAAACCUGGGAGAAGAUGGUUGAAGCAAAACGUUUCAGGUGGAGAAAUGAUUCAAGAAGUUGAACUGGAGGAAGGAAGAGAGCACCCUGGACAGAAGAGUUGGAUACUUAAAUUCAGAGGAAUUGACACUGUGGAGCAGGCUAAGAUGCUCAUUGGCUCUACCUUGCUUGUCACAAAAGAUGACAGGCCAGAGUUAGAGGAAGGUGAAUUCUACACGAAUGAUCUUGUUGGCAUGAAAGUUUUCAUGAAGGAGAGUGGUGAACCCUUGGGAACUGUCGUUAAUGUUUUCAAUAGUGGAGCCAAUGAUCUUCUGCAAGUUUUGCUUGAUCCGUCUUUUGAUAUCCUUGACAAAACCGGUAAGCCCAGGUCGGCAGAAGCAGAAGCCUCCAAUCAGCUUGUUUGGGUACCUUUUGUAGAAGCAAUCGUACCAGAUGUUGAUAUGAAAAGAGGAGAAAUGCAUGUUACGCCACCAAAGGGACUCCUAGAACUAAACUUACGAUCUGAUGAGAGAUCCAAAAAAGAAAGACGCCAACUUGAAUGGAAAGAAAGGAAGAAGUUUCAAAAGCGUCUCAUUGCUGCAAAAAAGAAACUGUGUGAAAUGGAGCAACAACAUGUAUUCCAUGGAUUUAGAUAUGGAGAGAAAGAACAAGGGAGAUUGCUUGCUGAUCAGAUUGUUUCUGUAAACUCUAUAUUGCUUCAGAAUGCUUUACAGCAUAUUGAGAAACCACCCAAGAGAUGGGAAGUAGCUGAGUUGGUUGGUAGUUUGGAUGUAAAGCUUGUAAGCACUAAACAAAUACCAAAGGAAUCUCUCUCCAGUGAAAGUAGAGAAAAAUUGGGCGAGAAUAUCACCAUGCAUGAGAAGGGACUUCAUCUCAUAUCUGGGGGCAAAAUGGCUAUUGUCCUGCUUUUAAAUGAAAAGGAGAACUGGGGUGGCAUUUGUGACCCUGAUACUACUUCAAAUGAAGCAACUGAGAUUUCAUCAGCUCCCCUCCUUCAGAAAUUACUCUCUGAUGAAAAUUUUGUAAAGGUGGAAGAUCGUGCUUCUGUGCCUUUAAUUUUGGUUUGCUCCACCCAAGAAAUUGUGUCUUUAAGAAAGCUGUUUUCAAGAAACAAUUACUUUGCAUUUGACUCUAAAAAGGUUUGGUUUUUGGAGGAAGAGAAGCUGCCAGUUGUUAGCAGUUUGCUGGAAGGACAGAGCAAGCAUAAAAUUUUAAUGAAGUCACCAUGGGAAAUACUCCAAUCUUCUGUUGGAUCCGGAGGAGUUAUCAGCUUGUUUUCAUCGCAUGGCAUAGUAGAUGAUCUUAGUAACAUGGGUGUUGAAUACAUUGAGAUAUGCUGCCCUAGUGAAAGAAAUGUCGGUGGCAACUCGCUUCUUCUUGGGUUCGUGAAUUCACGAGAAGCAAAUAUUGGGAUCCAAAUUUCUCCAACGGGGGGCGAUUCAGAUGAAAAUAUAGACAUCAUACUCUCAAUGGAAUUUAUGAAGGAGCUGAUGAAGCAGAUCAACAAUCUCCAAUUCAAUGCAAUCCCAAAGGCAAAUUCCUUUGUUGAGAAGGUUGACAAAGAUUGGGUUACUGUCACAUCCUCCACACCCAAUUCAUAUGAGUUUUGUUGUAGUAUUUAUAGUUCCUUGGACGUAUGCUCAUUAGAUAAGGUUUGUGUAAUGGAGGUUACAGAAUAGUUGAUAAAUAGUUUUGGUCUAUGAAUAGACUGUAAAGUCACUGAUGUAAAAUGUAACAGGUCGGAUCUAUCAGCCACAAGGGGAAAAAAAAAAAGUUCAUUUUAUUGGUCAAAUUCAAAUAUGCUAA